UGGGUUGGGGAGCUAGCUUCUCUCUCGUGUGACUGAAAAUUUUGACCAAUCCCACCCGCAUUUAUCUCAAUCAACACUAUAAAAAUGCAUUAUUUAACCCAAGAGAAAGGGAAAUGUGGUGAAAAUUUUAGACUUUAGCUCCCAUCCAACAUAAUAUAUUGCGCCUUCUUUUACAUUCUCACCAACCUUUGUGUGAAUCCCUCGACAAACUUUAAGAUGAGUGACGAAGCCAACCAUGAGGAGAAGCCCCACCAACAUCCACAACGUUCAGUCCCUCGUUUGAAUGAGAGGAUUCUUUCAUCUUUGUCUAGGCGAUCAGUUGCUGCACAUCCCUGGCAUGAUCUUGAGAUUGGACCUGAAGCUCCCCUGAUUUUUAACUGUGUUGUUGAGAUAACCAAGGGAAGUAAGGUCAAAUAUGAACUCGAUAAGAAAACAGGACUGAUAAAGGUUGAUCGAAUUUUGUAUUCGUCAGUUGUCUACCCUCAUAAUUAUGGUUUCAUUCCUCGCACAUUGUGUGAAGACAAUGAUCCACUGGAUGUUCUGAUCCUGAUGCAGGAGCCAGUUCUUCCUGGUUGUUUUCUGCGAGCCAAGGCCAUUGGAUUAAUGCCCAUGAUUGACCAGGGUGAGAAAGAUGAUAAGAUCAUUGCUGUCUGCGCUGAUGAUCCGGAAUACAAGCACUACAAUGACAUCAAGGAGCUUGCUCCUCACCGCCUUUCAGAGAUUCGCCGCUUCUUUGAAGACUACAAGAAAAAUGAGAACAAAGAGGUUGCAGUCAAUGACUUCUUACCCCAUAGUACUGCCACGGAAGCCAUCCAGUACUCAAUGGACCUUUAUGCUGAGUACAUUCUGCAUACUCUGAGGCGGUAGAAACACGCCGAUUUUGUCAAUUUUAAUAAGUCGUAUCCAACGAUGUGAAAAACUUUGAUGUCUUGUUUCAUUUUUGCAAUUUGAAUGGUGGGAACCCCUUGUUUAUCAGGCAUGGAAGAAAGAAUUAGCUGUGUAUCCUUCUUAAGUAAUAUGCGUAAGAUUGGAAAGUUGCUUUCUUCCCAAACCUUUUUAACAGUUGUAGAACCCCAACCCCCCAAUUCUCAUAUCAACUCAAUUUACCACCUUGUGAGUAUUAGUGAGCUGAAGUGAAUCAAUAAAGCUUAUCUUUUCUUUUC
This is a messenger RNA of Humulus lupulus (European hop), 1163 nucleotides long. Its product is annotated as soluble inorganic pyrophosphatase 1. NCBI's taxonomy places the organism in Eukaryota, Viridiplantae, Streptophyta, Magnoliopsida, Rosales, Cannabaceae. The record is from RefSeq and is a predicted model, not a curated record. The transcript is spliced from 9 exons. The coding region runs from base 217 to 867 and encodes 216 amino acids. Gene Ontology annotation, molecular function: inorganic diphosphate phosphatase activity; magnesium ion binding. Gene Ontology annotation, biological process: phosphate-containing compound metabolic process. Gene Ontology annotation, cellular component: cytoplasm.